Molecule: messenger RNA, 4604 nt
Organism: Pongo pygmaeus (Bornean orangutan)
Lineage: Eukaryota; Metazoa; Chordata; Mammalia; Primates; Hominidae
Product: spermatogenesis-associated protein 31A6
Exons: 4
Coding region: 662-4459 (1265 amino acids)
Source: RefSeq, a predicted model, not a curated record
CAACGUGACUCAAUGGCACUUCCGUUGGGCACUGCCCUAAAGAGCUCAUCUCCACAGCGGCCUGAAACCAAACCCACAGUAUCUCUGAGACGGAGUCUCGCUCUGUGGCGCAGGUUGGAGUGAAAUGGAGCGAUAUCGGCUCAUUGCAACCUCUGCUUCCCGAAUUCAAGCGAUUCUCCUGUCUUAGCGUCCUGAAUAGCUGGGGAUUACAGGCGCCCACCACCAUGCCCGCCUAAUUUUUGUAUUUUUAGUAGAGACGGGGUUUCACCAUGGCCAGGCUGGUCUCAAACUCCUGACCUCAGGUGAUCAACCCACCUUGGCCUCCCAAAGUGCUUGGAUUAUAGGUGUGAGCCACCGCGCCCGGCCCCCUCUUGCUGUUUUUCUAAGAAGAAAAGCAGUUUAUCAUCCAUUUAAACAUGAGUGGGAGGAAGCACACAGAGCUCCCUGAGCAAGACAGAGAGAGCUAUGCGGUUCCUGAGUGCAGCGUGCUGCGGCUGGGCUGGGGCGGAGAGGGAGAGCCGGUCCUAGCUUCUCGCCCUUUCUUGUCUCCCAGUGUCAUCUUGUCUUUCCACGUCAUCUUGUCUCUCCGCGUCAUCUUGUCUCCCCACGUCAUCGUGUCUCCUAUUGUCCAGUAGGGCGGAGGGGGAGGCCCAGAGGCAGGAUGAAAAACCACAGUCUGAGAGCUUGUAGAGAGUGCCCGAGAGGCCUGGAAGAGACUUGUGACCUGCUUUCACAACUGCAGAGCCUCCUGGGGCCACACCUUCACAAAGGUGACUUUGGUCAGCUCUCCGGUCCAGACCCCCCAGGUGAGGUGGGCAAAAGAGCACCUGAUGGAGCCUCCCGGUCUUCUCAUGAGCCUAUGGAAGAUGCUGCUCCCAUUCUCUCCCCGUUAGCUUCCCCGGAUCCUCGAGCCAAGCAUCCUCAGGAUCUGGCCUCCACCCCAUCACCAGGCCCAAUGACCACCUCAGUCUCCUCCCUAAGUGCCUCCCAGCCACCAGAACCUUCCCUUCCCCUAGAACGCCCCUCACCCGAGCCACCUGCACUUUUCCCUCACCCACCACACACCCCUGAUCCUUUGGCCUGCUCUCCGCCUCCUCCAAAAGGCUUCACUGCUCCUCCCCUGCGGGACUCCACACUCAUAACUCCAUCUCACUGUGACUCAGUGGCACUUCCACCGGGCACCGUCCCUCAAAGCUUGUCUACACAUGAGGAUUUGGUGGCUUCUGUCCCAGCCGUCUCAGGCCUUGGCAGCUCAAACAGUCAUGUUUCUGCCUCCUCCUGGUGGCAGGAGACUACCAGAACCUGGUGCGCCCUCAACUCGUCAGUCCAGCAAGAUCAUCUUUCGCGCCACCUACCAGAGACCUGUCAGAUGAAAGCUGGUAACCCGUUUUUGCUCAGCUCUGAUGGCCAGAAUGUCGUGGGGAUACAAGUCACAGAAACAACCAAGGUCAACAUUUGGGAAGAAAAAGAAAAUGAUGGAUCAUUUACAAACCAAAUGACCCCAGAAAAGCACUUAAAUUCUUUGGGGAAUUUGGUUAAAUCUUUGGGUGCUGAGCAGGACACCACAACCCCAAAACCCUUCUGGAACAUGGGAGAGAACUCGAAACAGCUGCCCGGACCUCAGAAGCUCUCAGAUCCUAGGCUCUUGCAGGAAAGUUUUCAGAAGAAUUAUAGCCAGCUUUUCUGGGGCCUCCCCUCUCUGCACAGCGAGUCCCUGGUGGCUAAUGCCUGGGUAACUGACAUGUCUUAUACUUUACAGUCUCCUCCUUUCUUGUUCAAUGAAAUGUCCAAUGUCUGCCCAAUUCAAAGGCAGACUACAAUGUCCCGACUGCUUUUCCAGGCCCAGCCCCUGUCCCAUCUGGGGCCCAAGUCCCAACCCUUUAUUUCAUCCACACCCCAAUUCCAGCCCACACCUGUGGCUCAGGCCGAUGGUCAGGCCCAUCUUCAAUCCUCUUUCCCAGUCCUAUCUCCUGCUUUUCCAUCCCCGAUUAGGAACACUGGAAUAGCUUGCCCUGCAUUGCAGAAUAAAGUGCAAGCUCUCUCACUACCUGAAACUCAGCACCCUGAAUGGCCUUUGUUGAGGAAACAACUAGAAGAUAGGUUGGCUUUACCCUCUAGGGUCCAAAAAUCUCAGGACGUCUUUAGUGUCUCCACUCCUAACCUUCCCCAGGAAAGCUUGACAUCCAUUCUGCCUGAGAACUUUCCAAUCAGUCCUGAACUCCGAAGACAACUGGAGCAACACAUAAAAAAGUGGAUCAUCCAACAUGAGGGCAACCUGGGAAGGAUCCAAGAGUCUCUGGAUCUGAUGCAGCUUCGGGACGAAUCACCAGGGACAAGUCAGGCCAAGGGCAAACCCAGGCCCUGGCAGUCCUCCAGGUCCACAGGUGAAAGCAGCAAGGAGGCACAGAAGGUGAAGUUCCAGCUAGAGAGGGACCUGUGCCCACAUCUGGGGCAAGUUCUGGGUGAGACCCCACAAAAUCUAUCCAGGGGCAUGGAAAGCUUCCCAGGGAAGGUUCUGGGGGUGACUUCUGAGGAGUCGGAAAGGAACUUGAGGAAGCCCUUGAGGAGCAACUUGGGAAGUGACUUAUUAAGAUGCACAGAGAAGACUCAUAUAGAAAACAUUCUGAAAGCCCACAUGGACAGGAAGUUGGGCCAGACCAACGAGGGCUUGAUCCCCGUAAGUGUGCGUCGAUCCUGGCUUGCUGUUGACCAGGCUUUUCCCGUGUCCGACACCCACGUGAAAACCAGCAAUCUAGCAGCCCCGAAAAGUGGGAAAGCCUGUGUGAACACGGCCAAGGUGCUUUCCUUCCUCGAACCGUGUACUCAGCAGGUGCUGGGAGCCCAUAUUGUGAGGUUUUGGGCCAAACACAGGUGGGGUCUACCCCUCAGGGUCCUCAAGCCCAUUCAGUGCUUUAAACUGGAAAAGGUUUCAUCCUUGUCCCUAACACAGCUUGCCGGUCCCUCCUCAGCCACCUGUGAAUCUGGGGCUGGCUCAGAAGUUGAGGUGGCCACAUUCCUUAGAAAGCCACCAAUGGCAAGUCUGAGAAAGCAGGUGCUGACCGAAGCAUCUGUUCACAUGCCAGAGAGUCUUCUGGCCUCCUCACCUGCAUGUAAGCAGUUCCAGAGGGCCCCGCGAGGAAUCCCAUCUUGGAAUGAUCAUGGGCCCUUGAAGGCUCCUCCAGCUGGACAGGAGGGCAGGAGGCCAUCUAAGCCCCUCACAUACAGCUUCACAGGCAGCACACAGCAGAGCAGGAGCUUAGGAGCCCAAUCUUCAAAGCCUGGAGAGACAAGGGAGGCAGUGCCACAAUGCAGAGUCCCCUUGGAAACCUGUAUGCUGGCAAACCUCCAAGCCACAAGUGAGGAUGUGCAUGGUUUCGAGGCUCCAGGGACCAGCAAAAGCUCUCUACCCCCUAGAGUGUCUGUCUCCCAAGAUCCAAGAAAGCUGCGUCUUAUGGAGGAGGUUGUUAGUGAAUUUGAGCCUGGAAUGGCCACAAAGUCAAAGACCCAGCCUCAAGUUUGUGCCGCUGUUGCGCUCCUUCCAGAUGGGCAAGCAUCUGUUGUGCCUCAUGCUUCAGAGAAUUUGGCUUCUCAAGUGCCCCAGGGCCAUCUCCAGAGCAUGCCUACUGGGAACAUGCGGGCAUCCCAGGAGCUACGUGACCUCAUGGCAGCCAGAAGGAGCAAUCUGGGGCACAAGGAGCCCAGGAACCCAAACUGUCAAGGCUCAUGCAAGAGCCAAAGGCCAAUGUUUCCCCCUACUCGCAAGAGUGAGAACUCUAGGAAGCCCAACUUAGAAAAACAUGAAGAAAGGCUUGAAGGAUUGAGGACUCCUCAACUUACCCCAGUCAGGAAAAAAGAAGACACCCAUCAGGAUGAAGGCGUCCAGCUACUGCCAUCAAAAAGCCACUUUGGAGAAAACAUCAAGCAAUUUUUUCAGUGGAUUUUUUCAAAGAAAACAAGCAAGCCGGCACCAGUCACUGCUGAGAGCCAAAAAACAGUAAAAAACAGUUCAUGUGUGUACAGCAGCAGUGCUGAAGCUCAGGGUCUCAUGACAGCAGUUGGACAAAUGCUGGAGGAGAAAAUGUCACUUUGCCAUGCGCGCCAUGCCUCGAAGGUAAAUCAGCACAAACAGGAGUUUCAAGCCCCAGUCUGUGGGUUUCCCUGCAACCACAGGCACCUUUUCUACUCAGAACACAGCAGAAUACUGAGCUAUGCAGCCAGCAGUCAACAAGCCCCUCUCAAGAGCCAGGGUUGUCCCAACAGAGGCAGGCAAAUCAGAGAUCAACAGCUGAAAAGUGUCCGGUGCAACAAUGAGCAAUGGGGCCUGCGACAUCCCCAACUCUUGCACCCCAAGAAAGCUGUAUCCCCAGUCAGUCCCCCUAAGCACUGGCCGAAGACAUCCGGUGCCUCUAGCCACCAUCACCACUGUCCAAGGCACUGUCUUCUUUGGGAAGGUAUCUGAUUUGGUCAGUCACAAAUUCUUUUUUAGCCUUCCCUGGAGAAAAACAAGUCCCCAAGAAAAAAUUCACUCUAUGUAGAGAAAAAAUAUUUUCUCUCAUGUUAGUACAUGCAGAACAUUUAAUAUUCCACAAUAUAUAUGGUUUUUU